AUGCCCCCUCAAAAGAUGGAUCCCUUACAAUUGGAUGGAAGUAAAUAUGCCAAGAGAAUAAAAAGGAAAAUGGAUGAAACUGAGAGACCAAGGCCAAAGGGGGCAAAACCAAUCAAGAAAAGUAAGAUUUCAAGAAACCCAUUACUGAAAGAAAGCAAGAAUGAAAGUGGAAAAUGGGAAUGGCAAAUGAAAGCUUCCAUCUUGCAGUGUGCUUAUGAUUCCAGGUCUUUGGCCAAGUUGCAGGUUCAGAGGAAAUCAUCGCAAUUUCAUCUGAUUGGGCGAAUAAUACGCAUAAAGAUCCGUUGGGUUUUCAUGUUUACGGAGGGAAGAAUGAACAACAAAGUAAUAGGAGUUGCGAUUGAUAAGGAUAAAGGAAGCCAAAGUGCAUUAAAAUGGACUGCUGAUAAUCUUCUAGGCAAGGGCCAGAUUGUGUAUUUGCUUCAUGUCAAGAUUAAACACUCCGUUCCCUUUUCUUCAUCUGUUUCUUUCGCACAAAAACCUAAUAAGAUGUCUGAUCUCCAUCCAGAUGACUCGCUUAUGAUAGAUGCUGAUUCACAGCUCAGAGAACUGUUCCUCCCUUUUCGAUGUUUUUGUACCAGAAAGGAAAUAAAAUCCCACGAAGUGGUCCUAGAAGACACAGACGUUGUUAAAGCGCUCGUAGAGUUCGUCACACGAUCGAUCAUAGAGGUUCUAGUUAUCGGAGCUCCUGCUAAAGGAGGUCUUCUCAAGAGAUUCAAAACAAAACAUAUUCCCGGAAGUAUAUUGAAAGGGAUGCCAAAUUUCUGCACGGUUUACGUCAUUUCUAAAGGAAGGAUUUUAGCCACAAAAGCUUCGUCACGUCCUCCGCCGUACAUCUCUCCGCUUCGUACCCAUUCGUCUCCCAGAUCAAGUAACAGAUCGUCCAAUGCUUCAUCCGAAAAUGUGCUACCGAUUGGUGCCAAAGCACUUCCAUGGAGACCCGCCAAUGACUCGGGUUUUACUAGGCAGUUCCCGUACUCACCUUACAAUAGUUGGUCCAACGACUCGAGCAUAAUGAAGUCCCCUUUCAACAACAGAAGAGGCCCAAACGGAAAGCCUUACGGAGAAUUAACCCCACCGGAAUCCGACAUUUCUUUUGUCAGCAGCGGUAGACCGAGCGUCGACAACUUCAACAUGUUUCCUUCAUUUGAUAGUGAAAUGAACGCACGUAUCAGCUUCUCGGAACUGGAACAAGAUUCGUAUCAGAUGGGGCGCAGGUCGGCAGAUAUAAACACCUCACCCGACCUAACCUCAUUCGACAGUCCUAGGGCAUCUUUAUCAUCAAAUGCGGAAGAUGUUGAGGCAGAGAUGAGAAGGCUAAAGCUUGAACUCACAAAAACCAUGGAAAUGUACAGUUCAGCAUGCAAAGAAGCCCUUACAGCAAAACAGAAGGCUAUGGAGCUCCAAAGAUGGAAGCUAGAGGAACAACAAAAGGUAGAAGAGGCACGUGUAGCUGAAGAAUCUGUUGAGAAAGAAAAAGCAAAAACAAAGACGGCAACGGAGGCGGCUGAAGCCGCUCAAAGAAUUGCGGAACUUGAAUCCCAGAAAAGAGUUGUUGCUGAGAAAAGUGCGCUGCGAGAAUCAUCGGAGAACAACGCAGGUUUAAUGUCUUUUUCCCGAUAUAGAAGGUACACGAUUGACGAGAUCGAAGAAGCAACGGAAUACUUCUCGGCCACUCGUAGGAUCGGAGAAGGAGGUUACGGGCCGGUCUACAAGUGUCAUUUAGACCACACACCGGUUGCUGUUAAGGUUCUACGACCCGAUGCAGCUCAAGGUCGAUUGCAGUUUCAGCAAGAGGUCGAAGUGUUGUGUUGCAUUCGGCAUCCUCAUAUGGUUCUGCUUCUUGGAGCGUGUCCAGAAUACGGGUGUUUAGUAUACGAGUAUAUGUCAAAUGGAAGCUUGGAAGAUUGUCUUUUAAGGAAAAACAAAAUCCCGCCUCUUUCGUGGCAACAUAGGUUUAGAAUCACGGCUGAGAUCUGUAGCGGCUUGCUGUUCCUCCAUCAGACCAAACCCGAGCCAAUUGUGCACCGUGAUCUCAAACCGGCUAACAUUUUGCUUGACCGGAACUUCGUUAGCAAGAUAGCCGACGUGGGGUUGGCUCGGUUGGUGCCAGCAUCGGUUCAAGACUCGGUGACUCAAUACCGAAUGACUUCUGCAGCCGGGACUUUUUGUUAUAUAGAUCCCGAGUACCAGCAAACGGGAAUGCUUGGCGUGAAAUCAGAUGUGUAUUCUUUAGGGGUUAUGUUUUUACAGAUCAUAACGGCUAAGCCGCCGAUGGCUUUGACUCAUCAUGUCGAUAGGGCUAUCAAGAACGGAACUUUUGCCGAGAUGUUGGAUCCGGCGGUGCCCGAUUGGCCUGUUGAAGAGGCUCUAGGCUUGGCUAAGUUGUCUCUACAUUGUGCCGAGUUAAGAAGGAAAGAUAGACCGGAUCUCGGUAAGAUUGUCAUGCCUGAACUUGAAAGAUUGAGAACGCUCGCCGAUGAAUCCGUGCAAUAUUCGAUAUUUUCGCCAGCCAGUCAAGUGUCUUAA
This is a messenger RNA of Cynara cardunculus var. scolymus (artichoke), 2547 nucleotides long. Its product is annotated as U-box domain-containing protein 51-like. Gene Ontology annotation, biological process: protein phosphorylation. The transcript has 8 exons. Gene Ontology annotation, molecular function: ATP binding; protein kinase activity. The record is from RefSeq and is a predicted model, not a curated record. NCBI's taxonomy places the organism in Eukaryota, Viridiplantae, Streptophyta, Magnoliopsida, Asterales, Asteraceae. The coding region runs from base 1 to 2547 and encodes 848 amino acids.